AUGAUUCGUGUUGGAUGGCGCCGAAGUGCCAUCAAUCUCAACCGGCAGAGCGUACGGUGGCUCCCCAAGGUCCGCAAGGACUUUGCCGGCGACGGGCUGUUUGUUAAGCGCCACUCGGGACCGAAACCGGGCCUGGCGCUGACAAUCAAGGCCACGCCGAAACCAGCCCUGUUUGCUGCCAAACCUGCUUCCACCAUCAACACUGCUAAGGUGGCAACCCCAGAAACCGAGUUGACACCACCUAAGGCGGAGGAGGAAUUGCCACCGCCCAAAUUGGAAGAUGAACUUCCUCCUCCCAAAUUGGAAGAUGAACUUCCUUCUCCCAAAUUGGAAGACGAAUUACCUGCUCCCAAAGCGCAAGACUUUUUACCUCCUGCUACUGGAAAAGCAAGCCCUACAGCUGCCACCCAAUCAGCUAAGGCUCCUCCCUCUACGCCGCCACCACCUCCUCCUAACUCAGGCCAUGGUUCUGGAGGUAAAGGUUCAAGUGGUAAACGCCACCCAUACCUCAAAUGGGGUCUUAUCAUCGGUGGUACGGGUGUGGUGCUCUUCCUUACUAGUGACUUAGCCCGCCACAUCUUCAUUUGCUACGAACGGUGUGCGGUCGUCGCUGUAGCUGUGGCCCGUAACUUCAAGCUCUACAAAGACUGUCUUGGUGCUGAAUACCCUAAUGAGGAAGCUUACCGGGAAGCGUUGUCCAAGACUCACAAGAAAGCUGCUGAAAUCACUUAUAAGGCCAUUGAACGGAACGGUGGGAUCUAUAUUAAAUUGGGUCAACAUAUCAGUGCUCUCACCUACUUGUUGCCUCCGGAAUGGUGUGAAACGAUGAUCCCCUUGCAAGACCGGUGCCCGAGAUCGCUGAUGGAAGAAAUUGAAAACAUGUUCAAGCACGACAUGGGAGUGCUGAUCAACGAUAUGUUCAGUGAGUUUGACCCUAACCCCGUGGGGGUGGCGCUGUUGGCUCAAGUGCAUGUGGCCCGCCUCCGUCUGACUGGAGAGAUGGUGGCGGUGAAGGUGCAACACCCGCUGCUUUCGGAGUUCGUGCCGUUGGAUGUUUACGUCACCAAUAUUGUGUUCAGGGCCAUGGAACGGUUCUUCCCUGAAUACCCGCUUUUGUGGUUGGGCGAUGAAAUGCAGCAGCUGAUCUACAAUGAACUCGACUUUACCAAGGAAGCUUUGAAUGCUGAAAACACCGCGGAAGACUUUAAGGGUCGUGCUCGGAUUACCGCCUUGAGAAUCCCUAAGAUCGUUCUGGCAGAAAAGCGGAUCUUGGUGAUGGAAUACGUUGCGGGUGCUCGUCUUGACGACUACGCUUACCUCCAACAACACAAUAUCGAUCCGGCUCAGGUAUCGCUGUGUUUGCUGCACAUUUUCAACACGAUGAUUUUUGUCCCUGGCAUUGGUCUUCACUGUGAUCCUCACGGGGGUAACUUGUCGAUCAGACACGUGCCUGCGAAGGAAAGCACCACUGGUUUCAACUUCGAAAUCGUGCUUUACGAUCAUGGGCUCUACCGGACGUUGCCACUUGUGAUGAAGCGGGAAUACUCGCACUUCUGGCUUGCUGUGCUUGAUAACGAUAUCCCCGCUAUGCGCUAUUGGGCUGAGGAGUUUGCCGGCAUCACUGAAGACAUCAAGUUCCAGAUCUUUGCUGCUGCCAUCACUGGGAGAGCUCCCGAAGUUGCCCUCAACUUCGACAUGUCGAAACUGCGCCUGGAAGACGAGAUUUCCCACAUUCAGCUGCGAUUGAACCAAGAAGAAGGCAUCUUAGAAGGGUUGAUGGAGAUUUUGAGCACGAUGCCUAGACUUGUGCUUUUGAUCUUGAAGACUAACGAUUUGACUCGUCACUUGGAUGAAGGGUUACGCAAUCCUUUGGGGCCGGUGCGGACGUUCUUGAUUUUGGCGAAGUACUGUGCCAGGACUGUAUACGACGAGGCCAUGGACGGGCUCCGGGACCAGUACAGUCUGUGGCUGGUGGUGGGUAACUUGAAGCGGUUAGGCACGUGGUGGGCGUACCAGACCCGGUGCUCGCAGUUGUACAUCUACGACCUUCUCUUAUGGGUGAAAAAUGCGUUUAAGGGAACCCACUAG
This is a messenger RNA of Diutina rugosa, 2088 nucleotides long. RefSeq lists its product as uncharacterized. Gene Ontology annotation, cellular component: mitochondrial inner membrane. Lineage: Eukaryota; Fungi; Ascomycota; Pichiomycetes; Serinales; Debaryomycetaceae. The record is from RefSeq and is a predicted model, not a curated record. The coding region runs from base 1 to 2088 and encodes 695 amino acids. The transcript has a single exon. Gene Ontology annotation, biological process: lipid homeostasis; mitochondrion organization.